Zootoca vivipara (common lizard) is the source of this 2758-nucleotide messenger RNA. Lineage: Eukaryota; Metazoa; Chordata; Lepidosauria; Squamata; Lacertidae. The record is from RefSeq and is a predicted model, not a curated record.
ACACCAUCUAAGAUUUCCAAAUCUCCAACCGUGCCUGAAUUCAAGCAAAAGGAAGCUGUUCACAUUCUGGCCCACCUGGGUCCAAGUUUGCUUGCAGAGUGUCAAGACCUGUCAUUCCAUGGGCCCGUUUUAAGUGGUAACCAGACUCUGCCAUUGGCUUAGAGAAAGAAAACUUGGAAACAAACCCUGUCACUCAGAACGCUUCAUGUUAAUGCUGCGGAAGAGCUUGGGUUGCCCUUACACUACAGGGUGUGCAUCAAAGCAGAAGGCAAUGCUUUACGCGCCAACAAAUGAGUCAGUAGGUGACUCUAGAAGAAGAAAAAGGGGGAGAGAAAAUGUUUAACAUUUUUAUUAUUUUUCUUUGGCUGGAAACCACACAGGGUCUCACGUUACUCAGUGUAAUGUUUGAAAGACCUCGGCCUUUGGCAGAAAACGCACCUGAGCAUACGGUAGUAACCAACAUCACCGUGGUUGUUCCUGACCACAGUUCUUUAGUUGGGGGACCAGCCAUAGUUAAUGCUAACCCAAUAGAGCAUCCCUUUGUCAUUACUCCAAAGGGCACAGAUCAAUGGCAGUUAAUGACCAGAGCAUUACCCAAGUUGGAUUUCGAAACCACAAGUCUUUACACAAUUCCCAUCCUUGUGAGAGAUGACAAGGGGAGUUUGGCUUCUCAGACCAUCUUUGUCCAGAUUGUCGAUGUCAAUGAACCACCUGUCUUCACUGGGCUUCUGACUCAGCCUAGCCGAGCUCCUGAAAUUUAUAUCACAGAGGAUACCCUGCAAAACACAGGAAUUUUUAGAGUCACUGCCAGAGACCCGGAGGGAGCCCCUCUGAAGUUCUCUAUCGACAUCUCACAGAAUCUCACAGUAUUCAAGAUUGAUGGUGCAGGGACAAUUUAUAUGACAGAGACCUUCAGAUCUGAACACAGUGAAAAGAGCUAUUCAGUGAAGGUGACUGUGGCUGAUCCAGAAGGUCUCUCUGCGACUGGAUAUAUCAAAGUGUUUCUUGUGGAAGUAAAGCACAGUGGGGACGUCUUUCUUAAUUGCACUUUUUUCAGUAUUGGGAAAGGCAGAUUGACUCCUAGGACAGGAGACUCGGUUUCAAUGGCUCUGGUGAACAUCACUUUGGAUGAAGAGAUUCCCAUUGGGAAGACUGUUGGCAAGUGCCAUGCUGCAGGAGAAGAUCCAAUGGAUCCUAUCGCCUUCGUUCUUGAUCCAAGUAAUCCUUACUUCAUGAUUGACAAAGCUCGUGGUACUCUACUAAUUGCAUCUAGACUGGACGUGGAAGAGGAUGGAUUUAUCAGUGCUCAGUCAUUCACUGUUGUGGCUUGCAGCAGUACCCGGAGGUGUGCAGGCAUUCCUGUGAUUGUGAAUGUACAUGGAAUCAAUGACAACAUGCCAUUCUGUCAUCAGUAUGUAUACAGAUACACCAGCAGAGAAGUUAUUGCAAUUAAUACAGUGGUUGCUAAUGUCAGAUGUCAUGAUUCGGACAAUCCCCCUGAUGAACUCCAUUAUGAACCCAGCAGUGGCCCGGUUGGUGCUGGAAAGCUGUUUGAACAGGUUCCAGGUGCUAAAAAUGCCAUUCGGAUAACACAAUAUUUGGACUACGAAGACCCACGGAAUCUUGCAGUUGGCAGCACCCAUGAAAUGACUCUCUCUGUUUUCGAUGAUGCAAAUCCGUCACACACAGUAACUGCUACGAUAAUUGUGGAAGUCCUACCUGUCAAUGAAUUUGGGCCGGCAUUUAGUAAAGCAGACUAUGCGUUUGUUGUUCCUGAAACGGCUGGAGCUCACCAUAAAGUUGGACAAGUAGCUGCCACAGAUGAAGACUACCCAUCAAACUGUGUGACCUAUAGAAUAGGCCAUGGAGGCAUGUUUUACCCCGUUGAGAUAUUCUGGUUGGAUCCAGUGUCAGGAGUGAUAGAACUGAUAACAGAACCAGACUACGAAUCUGUCCAGCAGUACAAACUGAACAUUGAAGCUGUCGACUGUGAUCUGUUUCAUCCCAGAACUGCUAGUACUCUAGUGACAAUAGAUAUCAGAGAAGAGAAUGAUGAAGCCCCUCUAUGCACACCCCUUACCUAUAGAGCAACAGUGCUUGACAGUACCUCCCCAGGAACAAAUAUAAACAGCUUUCGGCUUACCUGCCACGAUAGAGACUCUGCUGAUACUUCAAUGCGGUUUGAGAUUGUUUCUGGAAAUGGUGGUAACCAUUUUGGUUUUGACCCAAUUCGAGGGUCCAGCUCACCGCGACUGAUUGUGAAAAGCCCUUUCGACUUUGAAGAUAGAAUGGACAUGCAGACCCAGUAUCAUCUUGUGGUUCACAUUGUAGAUGACAACUUGUACAAUAACUCUGUUCCCAAAGCUAUGACAGGAACAGUUCUGAUAGAUGUUUCUGUAGUUAGAACCAGGACUCCUCCUCCAACGACGCCAUAUUUUGAUCCAAAGAAAGGUGUAACCAUUUUAUACAAACCAGUCAACACAUUCCAUUCUGAUAAUUGGUAUGUCCCCUUCAUCUUCACACUGGUGGCAAUAAUGACUGUUGGAUUGCUUGCUUGGUCGUGUUUUCUGAUAUGGAGAUAUGGCAGGUGUAAGGAAGCAUGGCUGAAACCUCGGACCAAAGCUCCCAAGGAAAUAAAAAGGUAUGUAUUUUGACAUAAUGGCCAGAAUCCAAAGACUGAAAAUCUGUGGAAAUUUGUGAAGGACAGGAAGAUUGCGCAUAGAGUUAGAGUUGGGAUUCCUUUGUGGCAGUUCUGUUU